AGCACCCGAGCGCCUCUACUGCUGGGUGAAACAUAUGCUUCUGUGACAGUGAAGGUGCGGGUUGUGAAGAACUGAGUGCACAUAUAAAUGCAUUUUUCACCACAAAAUACUCCAAAAGAAUGAUCCAAUUCUCUACAAAAUCGCGCUCAAAGUCCAUCAGCUUCGUGUGCAGUGUGAAAGAGUGAAAAAUCAGCGAUAUUAGGUGCACAGUGAGAGAUUGAAAAGAGGGUGCCUUUCAUGGCCACCAGACUUGUCACACAUUCAUAUUUGCACUUUUUCCCUUCCCCUGAAUCUCUGAACUUUUUUCUCUCUCGACGCUAUUUAUACAUCAUCGCAGUGAUAAAUAAUCACUUGGGGGACAUUUUGUCUGUGUGAUAAGGUCUGUUUCCUCGUAAAUUGGGAGAGAGAAAACGCGCUCUUUUGACAAAAGUGCCAAAUUCCGUCGCCUCUGGAGAUUCUGCGGAUCAGCAAAGUGAGACUUCCAGAUAUGGACUGUGAUCGCCUGUUUGCCGAGCCGAUCGACGACGGCAUCCCGGAUCCGGUGUUCUUGGCCGACUACCAAGCAAACGCGAGACUCAAUCAUGAUCUUAUCCAACCGCCGAUGUCGAAUGUUUACCCAGCAUAUCAGAAUCUGAGUGUAGUUGGGGCCAAUUGUGAGAUUCUCACAUCCGACUCCGUGCCACCGACGUCCAUCAUGCAGCCGGACUCGUCAACAUCCGCCGUCGCUGACUUCUAUCGUGAUCCCUUUCCACUAGAGUGGUCUCGUUUGACGCCAUUCUGCCCGGAACAGAACUUCCCGCCUCAGGAGGAGACAGUCACGGAGUCCGCGGUGAAUGUGCGCCGCCGGCGCGCCUCUCCGGACAAUACACUGGAGAAUCCCACUCCUUGCAAGGUGGCCAACACAAAUGCCGGACCUUCGGGCAUAAAGUAUGAGAACGAUGUGUCUCUGGAGGUAAAGAGGGAGCCGUACAGCUGUGCUGAGUGCUUCCCGGAGAACACAUCGCGCGACAAUGCAGAGAGUCAGAAUAUGGAAGCGCAGCCCAAAGCAGAGCAGAACAGAGGCGAUUCGCCGAUAAUGUUCUACACAGUGCCGAAUACGCAGCCGGGCCCUUCUGGCUUCGUGGCUGAACCUGUGGCUGGACCCAGUGGAGUGCAGAAUCAUGCGGGCUCGCUGGGCGGAAAUACCAAGCACGGCGGUGUGAUCCGGAAGAUCGGGAGUUGGUAUGAUGACUCGAGUUGCGAUGAAUCGGAGAAUGAGGGCGAGAGAAUGCGCAUUCAGCCGUCCUCCUCCUCAAGAUCUGUAAUUGUGACCAAUGAAGCGGCCGUCCAGACAACAUCUGACGCCACUCAAGCCACAUCUGGCGCUCCUGAAUCUGUACCCAUUCUCUCAGCUCCUGAUCUCUCCCUCGAUUGCCUGUACGAUUCCAGUGGUGAUGAGAGUGAUGUGGUGCUCGUCAUGCCGGACAAUCCUCCAAUUGAUCUUACGGGUGACUCGGAUGAGGAGGAUCUGUCUUAUGGCAUGAUUCAUCCGGAGCAGAUGAGUAUGCGUCCCAGAACUGUGGACAGUGGACGAAGAGCACCAGCGAGAGUUCCAGAAUAUGCCAAUUUGCAAUCUGGAAGCAGUCAGUCGGGCAGCAAUGAUGCCCCACCAGCCAGAGUGUUCAAUGACUAUCCACUGUCUUAUUCUAUGGGAAUGCAGCAGGACGACACUGACUACAAUGUGGAUUACUACUCGCCAAAUAGGCGCCCAACGAUGCGUCUGAGGGCUAUCCAACAACGCCUUGACCAUUACAGAGCAAAAAAAUUUUUGCCUUGUACGCAUCUUCCGCUGACCAGUUCCAAUGAUCCCGUGCUCAGUAACUACAAUGAGAGAGAGAUUGAGCGUCCGGCGACACCACCGCCGUACAUAAGAAUCUCUCCGCCAUCGCCGCAAGAGUACAACUCACCAAAUUCCACCAUUUACGUGAUUUCUGACUCGGAAUCACAGUCAUCGAAUGUGCUUCGCAUCCCAGGCCAGGCGACUACCGAGGAUCCACCCAGGAAUGCCAAUCCGUCGGGCAGCGGAUCGAGCUCGUUCAAUGUGAUGGAGCGACCGGCGAGGACGGGACAGAUGGGCGGUGUGGUGUCAUCUACUCAGCAGCCCAUCAUGUCGCCCAGCACGCAGCAACAACCCUCGACUGUGUUGUUCCGGCUGUUCAAUCGCUCAAACGGCGUGCAGGGCGGUUGCCAUCCGCUGCUCGAUCACAGGUACAGUCGCAUGGGCACGAGGCAGUCGUCGCCGUACCACAGCAACUGCAUCCGCCCGCCGCCGUAUGCGCCGCACGAGAAUCUGUGGUGUCGCCAGCAGAAUACGCAGGAGCUCCACAGACGCCUCAUGACGCCCAGCAAUUGCGUGAGUGGCCAUCGGCAGACGGCGUCGCGUCCACAGUGUGGCUGCAACGAGAGCCGAGGGAGUUUCCUCUAUCCGCGCCGCCGCAGGACGUCGUAUCCGGCGACGAUGGAGCAAUCGCAGCCGCCGCAGCAGCAGCAGCAGCAGCAACUCCUGCCGCCCUUCCCCAUACGCUCCUAUCGCGAUCACCGCGUGUGGCAGGAGUUCGUAAGGGCGCGCGAGCGGCACGUGUACCACCACAUGUACCACUAUCCAUCCGAUGAGGCGGCCGGGCCGCAGCUGCACGUGAGCAUCGGAUUGCGGCCCGACAGGGACACGCAUCCGCUGCUCUCGCGGCUGAAUCAGUUUGUGCGUGUGAUCGAGGCGCGCGGCCUGGCGGGCAGCAAUCGCGGCGCCACGCAGGAGGUCAUCGAGCGCAACACGUUCCCGCACAAGUACAAGCGCGUGCCCAGGUCCACGGAUGGCGAUGAGGACAACACAGAGAAGUGCACCAUCUGUCUUUCUCAGUUUGAGAACGACAAUGAUGUCAGGCGUCUUCCCUGUAUGCACCUCUUCCACAUGGACUGCGUGGAUCAGUGGCUGGUGACGAACAAGCACUGCCCAAUUUGUCGUGUCGACAUCGAGACUCACUUGAGCAAGGACAUGACUACCAUUUGACCGCAUCUUCACAAUCUAUUCUUCCCUGAUUAAUGCGCCUUUUUGUCUACUCCGCAGAAGAGCGAGAGGAGGAGUGAAUUGAUCUGCCUUCCAUAGUCAUGGGAUUUUGGAGAUUUAUCAAAGAUUAAGUGUGUUUGUCGUACGUGCGAGUGUGUGUGUGUGUGUGUGUGUGUAAGGAAAAAAGACACGCGGCGAGAGAACGUGGUGUGCGCUAUCAAAAUGGAACAAAUUAUGUUAACAUGUUAAAUUUUCUAUGAUUUCCUGGAAAUGAAAAAAAGUCGAUUGCGGAGUGGGAGAUUUUGCGGGAUGAACAUUAUUUUUGUUAAGGGGAAUAUAUAUCUCUAUUUGUUCAACGGGGGAGAGAGAGUAUAAGAGUAAAGCACUAUAUGAUUAACGAUUUGGGGAUGAUAAGUGCCAUACAUAUAUAUAUAUAUAUGAAGAAUAUUUAGAGAACGAAAUAAACAUUUUCUCCAGAUAAA
Phlebotomus argentipes is the source of this 3525-nucleotide messenger RNA. RefSeq lists its product as uncharacterized. NCBI's taxonomy places the organism in Eukaryota, Metazoa, Arthropoda, Insecta, Diptera, Psychodidae. Gene Ontology annotation, molecular function: ubiquitin protein ligase activity. The record is from RefSeq and is a predicted model, not a curated record. The coding region runs from base 488 to 3046 and encodes 852 amino acids. The transcript is spliced from 7 exons.